Messenger RNA from Lineus longissimus, 5815 nucleotides. Its product is annotated as tubulin polyglutamylase TTLL5-like. The record is from RefSeq and is a predicted model, not a curated record. Gene Ontology annotation, cellular component: cilium. Gene Ontology annotation, biological process: protein polyglutamylation; microtubule cytoskeleton organization. Lineage: Eukaryota; Metazoa; Nemertea; Pilidiophora; Heteronemertea; Lineidae. The transcript is spliced from 34 exons. The coding region runs from base 241 to 4143 and encodes 1300 amino acids. Gene Ontology annotation, molecular function: tubulin-glutamic acid ligase activity; tubulin binding.
CUUGCAGUAUAAACUUCCGAUACAAAUUUUUGUUAUUGUCGGCAUAAAUUUUCGUUACUUACUCUACUAUUUGGAGUUGGAAAAUAAUUUGGACUAUUUCAUUUAAAAGCUUUGGUCAAGUAGAAAAGAAAGAUAGUUUUAAUAUAAUGGAAAUUAGAAAUUAGGACAAAAUAUAGGUAGAUGAUCAACUCAACUGCAGCCAGUUUGAUGUGUUCAUAAAAGUGCGACAUUUCCCUAAAGAUGCCAUCGUCAGUCAUGUCAUCUGAUGCUGCAUCUCGGACAACUGGUGGUGCUGAAGAUGAUGAUUCCAGUGAUAGCCAAUACACGGACGAAUCGGAAACAGACAAUGAUCAUGAUCCUGAACAUCCAAAUAUCAUCUGGACAGGAUACAACAAGAAAAUUCCUGUUGUGCUUUUCAAGUCUGAUGUUCUCAUACACAGGAGAGCGGACAUGCGCUCAAUUGGAGAAAAGUACCACCUCGCAUAUAAGAUUGUAAAAACAGAGUGCAAGUUGAUACGAUCUGUUCUGGCUGGUCAUGGAUUUCAUGAGGCACACCCCAACAGCAAUGACUUCAACUUGAUGUGGACAGGAUCACAUCUCAAACCAUAUGUCCUCCGGAAUUUGACUGAAUUUCAGAAAGUUAACCACUUUCCAAGAUCUUAUGAAAUCACAAGGAAGGACAGAUUGUUCAAGAAUGUCCAACGAUUACAACAAACCAAGGGAUUUCGGCAUUUUGACUUCAUUCCUCAGAGCUUUGUGCUCCCUGGUGAAUUCCAAGACUUUUGUACUGCAUUUCUAAAGGAUAAAGGCCCAUAUAUAGUAAAGCCCAUUGCGUCGUCUCGUGGAAGAGGAAUAUUUCUUGUCAAUCAUCCAGAGCAAGUGCCACUCGAUGAGCAAAUCAUUGUCUCUCGGUACCUCUCUAAUCCACUUCUAGUUGACGGUUUCAAAUUUGACAUACGUCUGUAUGUAGCAGUGACCUCAUACGACCCAUUACUCAUCUAUCUAUAUGAGGAAGGGUUGACAAGAUUUUCGACUGUGAAAUAUGACAAAGCAACCAAACACAUACGAAACCAAUGCAUGCAUCUGACAAACUACAGUGUGAAUAAGAAGAAUCAAGACUAUGUGCAGAAUGAUGAUGCGGAUGUGGAAGAUUAUGGGAAUAAAUGGUCCCUUGGUGCUCUUCUCAGGUAUCUAAGGUCAGAAGGGAAAGACACUACAGGUCUUAUGCUCAGAAUAGAAGAUGUAGUGAUCAAAACCAUCAUAUCUGCUGAGAUGCAUGUUGCGACUGCCUGUAGGAUGUUCAUGCCAUUUAAAGGAAACUGCUUUGAGGUCUAUGGUUUUGAUAUCCUGAUCGAUGAAAACCUCCGUCCAUGGAUCCUAGAAGUCAACCUUUCUCCAUCCUUAGCAUGUGAUGCUCCACUUGAUCUCAAGAUAAAAUCAAACAUGGUGUCUGAUCUCUUCAGUCUAGUUGGUUUCGUGUGUCAUGAUCCCAUGAUGAGACGUGUGCACCAGAGUAAACGAAAUGUUGACGUUGCCUCAAAAACUGCCGCAAGAACAUUGUACAAUGCGAUUGCAAGGGUAAAAUCUGGGCGCCAGCGACCCAAUUCGGCAAGUUCUGUCAGUAGUAUUGGGCCCCGACCCAGUAAUCGAACUGCGUCAGGGUUAACAAGUGAGGAAAUUCGAAUUGUUAGGAGAGCCAAAGAGGAAGCAAAGCGUCGUGGAGGCUGGGUCAGAGUCUUCCCUUCACCAGAUUCAUGGGACCUCUAUGGGCCUUUCUUACAAAGUGGUUCCUCACAUAAUCUCAUGCUUCACCAGAGACUUUUUCCAGAAAGGAACUCCCAGCCAACGCGACCAGGCACUAGUACAUUGAUGAAAUCAAAGUCCCUCCAUAUCCACUCCACCCCACAUCCACAACUGAUGCUUGCUCAGGCCACGAGAUGCAAUCUCACAGGCUCCCACUCCCUCAUAUGCCCAUAUGCUUCGGUGAAGGGUAACACUGACUUCACCACACGUGCAUUGAAAAGAACCGUCCUGUACGAGAGAAAGCUGAGUUCAUCAUUGAGCAACAAGAAGAAAAGGAAGAAGCAGCACCCGCGGCCUCAUACGGGACCAUUGGCUGAGGGGAUAUAUCGAGGUAGCCUAGUCAAAGCUGAAGUGGUUGAGGUCGAAGUCUCAUCUCAGACAGAUCUAUCUAUCAUGUCCAGAGAGGAGAUGAACGAACAGAGACCAACAGCUAAAGAAGAAACUAAGAUCAUACAGCUCGAGACGAGUGAAGAGCUGAAACAGAGCCGGGUCGUCAAGGGGAAGGAGAAUGUAGAGCCUAUGAUGGAUGAGGGGAAGCCGCCAGUGUAUAAACCGCCUUCGAGUGUGGGUGUGAAGCCUGCUCCGGUUUCAAGACUGUCCAGAUCGGCUAUAACUCUCCCUGAGGAGAAGUUCAAUAUUGUGGAGAUACUGGAAGGUGGUGGAACUAUGAGCAAAGUGCAGGCAAGGACAGCAUUUGCUACAUAUCUGACACGGGUAAAGCAUAGAUUGAUCUCAGAGAAUGGAACCCAUGAGGCUGGUGAAUCAGAGGAGGCCAAUGAACAAAUGAACCGCACUAGAGACAUAGAUUUGGUGCUACGUUUCCUCAAGAGAGCUGCAGGCAAUCUCCAGCAGCCAUUCCGAGUUAUUGUUCCAAGUCGGCGGUUGCCAAUAACGGACAGAAGACGGAUCUUGGCCAAGCAGUUGGGAGACUUUGUGCACAUCUAUGGCAAGGAGACCGAGCAACUGCGUCAGAGGAGACAGUUGGAGAGACGCCAGUGGAGACGACCGAGUGCCGGUAGUGCCACCAGCAAUGCACCAACUGAGAAUGCUAUGGAUGAUGACAAAUUUAACAGAUUUGUUACAACUGCAAAUGAGAGUGAAUUGGAAGAGGUACUUACAACAUAUACCAAGCUUAACAAGUCUGCAAGCAUAUUCCUUGGUGGGAACAGAAGUGGCAUGGUAGAGGUACCAGUUCAUCGAAUACCGCACACCCCCAACAACUCGGAAACAUCGCUAGUGAAACGCAAAGAGGGUUUUGAAAACAGGGAAGAAGCUGAGAGUAACUCUGCACAAGGAACGCCUGUGCCCCCAGAGAAGAGAGAUGGCGAGACCAAGAUGCAGCCAAGCAAAUAUUAUGCGCACAACAAUCCCAUGUCUUCAUACUCUGGUGCUGUUGCAAUCUACAGUACAAAACUGAAGCCAAAUGUGAAGCAACGUCCUGUGUCUGCUAGCACUGUGCGAUCAGCUUCCUCACGUGUCAUGGCUAACCGGCCCAUGUCAGCAGUCAACCAUGCUGGAACUUCUAUCAGCAGAGUCGAUGCGAAUGGGGAAGUGCUUGAUGAGCAAUAUGUGGAGGAGAUGAAUGAUGCUCUUACAAGACUACAAGUAAGGCAACAAAAACGACAAUAUGCGGCUCACAAGUCAACGAACGUCCUAUCAAAUAUGCAACCACCUCCGAAGCAUGCACCAUUUCAACGAUCAAAUACCACUGCAGGAGAUUUUACAAUGACGAAUAGUAACAAAACUGCUGAGAAGGAAAGAGAGAUAGAAGUGGAACACCUGGAAGAAGCCAGACCACCUAAAACUGCUGACGGGUCUCAGUCAACCCCAAAUAUCAACUUCCAUUUGAACAAUUUAGGUGCACAGAAAAUCCGUCCUCAAUCUCAACAGAACCAACAAGUGACCCGUUACUUUGAUGAGAUGCCGCUUUAUGAUAGUGAAGCUGUAAAUAUCUAUAAUCACUCCACUGGUGGGAUUUCUUCUAAUCGAUAUGCCGCAACUAAUGGUAGCGCCAUACCGACUGGAUUGUUGCAGCAGCAGCAGGCCCUCAAACAGCAGCGGAUGUACGAACAAAGUAAAGCUCUGCUGGAACAGAGUAAGGCAAAGCACCAGGCUAUGGUGGCUCAGGCUCAUGCUGCCCGUCAGACUGACCCGAACUCAGGAUACACACCCAAACCACCUCCAGCUCCUUCAGGACACAGGAAACCUAUUAAUGCAAGUCGAACUGUUAGAGUUUCAACGAAUGAGGAGAAUGGACAAAGUAAUGGUUCAUAUGGAAGCCUCCAGUAUGGCACAUCCAGAUCUACGACAGUCAUUGGGCGAGAAUCAUCAGGGUGGUGAGUCCAGGCUCAUGUGUUUCAUACUGAUCUAAUUGUUCUCAAUCAAAUAAACAAUUGACCUUAUUGUUUACUCCUACGAAUCAGUCCUUCAUGCAUUGGGAGUGUGCAAGGUAGCAGAACGAAGGAUAAUGAAUGAUGCAGUCCGUUGCAGAGUGUACAUGUAAUGUUGUUGAUCAGUAGGUCAAGAUUCUUGCAAAUUGAAUAGGAUUAUGGUAACUGUAGACAUGAAGAAACUAUGAUAGCCUAGCUGUGAUAAUUUCUAUAAGGUAGAGAAUGAUGUGCUUGUGACUGUCCAUGCACAAGAUGAGAAAUUGUAUUGAUUUGUUUUUGGAGAAGAAAGACAAAUUAUUGCCAGCUGUCACUAUGUACAUAUCUACAUAAAAUUGUAGUUCUGAGGUACAUCCAGAAAUGCGACUAAACAUUCUGUACAGGCCUUCUUAAACUAUACAUAGAGACAGAUAUCAAUAACUUGGCCUUCUCCAAUUAACAUGAGAGGCUGUGAACUCCUCAGGUGUGAAUUAUAAGUUUAUACAUCCGAACAUAUGAACAUAAGAGGGGAGUGACUAUUUGUUGAUUUGAUAUCUCUUCAUCAUGUUGGUUGUUCAAGCAGAGAGCCAUUUAAAAGCUAAGUUAUGAUAUGUACACUGCAGGAAGACUACAGUAGUAACUCUUGUUUUUUUCUCAGCAAGUCAUACACGUCAUAAAUCUUGACAUUCCUGUUGUCAAGAAUGAGUAAAGACAAAAUGAAUAAAGAGGAGGAUUUGUUUAGUCUUGUUAUUAUUAAGUAAUUUAUUCCCAUGUAUAUUUAUUUUUGCAAAGGUUUGCUGAAAUAUCCUCCCUGCUGGUUUCAGGGAACCAAUAAAGUAUCCUACUCCUUUGGGGGUUAUGAAUCAGGAUCAUGACAGAAGUUUUUUUACCGGUACUUAGUUGUGCAUGCUCAAGAAUGAUUAAGCAAAAUCUAGUGUGGGCAUGUUAUUACCCCGGAUACCAAAUCGGGAAGUUUUCUUCCAACUUCUGUUAUUGUGGGGCUGAUUCAUAGUCAUUUAUGAAGGAGUUACAAUUAAUUUCUUGCAAGAUAUUUGCCACAACGAAUUUAACAAAUACUAGCAUGAUGAUUAUUGAUAAAUGGAAUGAUUAUAAUCGAGCAAGGUCAACAUAUUAACUAACACAAAUUCCAAUGAACAAUGCAUUUUGAGAGAUGUGGAACAAAUGAGCAGCAUUUUCUGAAAGAUUUUCAUGUAUUGACACUAACACACAUUCCAAUGCACUAGAUAGAGCAGUGCUUUCUGUAGGAUUUUCAUGAUGAAACUACAGUUAGUAGAUGAAACUUACAGGCCAGUAGCCUAGCCCAGUAAAUUCAACCUGAUGAGAACACUGGUGUGCAGUGCAAACUUCUGAAUUUUGUACCUGUUUAUUUUAUUGAGAUAGUUUUAAAAUGUUAGGAAGAAAGGACUGUUUCAAAGAACUUUUUAUCCACCAGGUAAUUGUAAGUUUAGUUUUCAACAUUUCUUUGUCCAGCUUUUACCAAUGAUGAGCACAUGUAAUUUGUAUUGCACUAAAUGAAAUGACAUUAACACUGUACAAGUAUAAACUGUAGUUGUUGAUUCUGUUCAAAUGUUGAUCUGUUCACCAAUUAUGCAUGCGCAUGUACAUCUUUCUAUCCGGUCAUCUCA